Messenger RNA from Scheffersomyces amazonensis, 1327 nucleotides. RefSeq names its product D-arabinose 1-dehydrogenase (NAD(P)(+)) (gene ARA1). Gene Ontology annotation, cellular component: cytosol. Lineage: Eukaryota; Fungi; Ascomycota; Pichiomycetes; Serinales; Debaryomycetaceae. The record is from RefSeq and is a predicted model, not a curated record. Bases 304 to 1281 code for a protein of 325 amino acids. Gene Ontology annotation, molecular function: aldose reductase (NADPH) activity. The transcript has a single exon.
CUUUUGUAUGUUUUGCUUUCGAGCAAUGUAGCAAUGAGCAUUAAACUAGAUCUAUUGUGAUUAUAAACGUUUAAAAGACACAACUAUUAAACUUAAUAUAAGCUGAUAGGCUCAUAAAAAAGCCAUAGCAAGCAAUAACCACAUUUUUUUUUGGUCUAGCUUACCGAGAUAUAAAGCGAAGUGUCCCCCCGAAAAUGGUAUGCCGUAAAUGUGGGGGCACUAUAAAUACGGGAGGAACUUCUUCAAUUUUGAAUACGUUUUAAUUGAGCCUUGCACAAACCAUUAGCGAUAAAGGCGAUAAUAAUGACUAAAUUGGCAACUUCAGUAGUAUUUAAAUUAAAUAACGGGAAAACAAUUCCAGCUUUAGGUCUUGGGACUGUUCCUUCAGGAGAUCCAAAACAUGUCAAAGAUCAAGUUAUUACAGCAGUUAAAGCGGGUUAUCGACACAUAGAUACUGCAUGGUACUAUGGUACAGAAGAAUAUAUCGGUGAAGCCUUGAAAGAAUUGUUUGAUGAAGGUGUUGUUAAGAGAGAAGAUAUUUUUGUUACCACAAAAGUCUGGCCAUCAUUUUGGCACAAUCCGGCUAAAUCAGUUGAUAUUUCAUUAGAAAGAUUGGGCUUGGAUUAUGUUGAUUUGGUUUUACAACAUUGGCCAAUUGCACUUCACGGUGAUGAAAAUGGUGAACCUCCUGCCCCAAAGGAUAAGGAUGGAAACUUAAUUUACGAAGACGAUCCAAUUACUGGUGAAAAAUAUAUACAAUCUUAUAAUAAGCUUGAAGAUCUCGUUGAAACUUCAAAGACUAAAUCAAUUGGUAUUUCUAAUUACUCCAUUCCAAAGUAUAAAAGAUUGCUUCCUCAUAUAAAGAAGCAUAAGCCAGUUCUCAAUCAGAUAGAAUAUCAUCCUCAUUUACCUCAAAGGGAACUCGUUGAAUAUUUCCAACAUCAAGGUAUUCUUAUAUCCGCAUAUUCUCCAGUGGGUAGCAAUGGUGCACCAGUGAUAAAGAUACCAUUGGUUCAAGAAUUAGCUAAAAAGUAUGACGUAACUCCAAAUGAAAUCUUGAGUGCUUACCAUAUUUUAGAGGGAAGAAUUGUUUUACCAAGAUCGUCUAAUUUAGAAAGAAUUAAAACUAUUGUUCGUUUGCCUGAAUUAAGUAAAACUGAAUUAGAAGAACUCUACCAAAUCGGAGUGAAAGAUCCACAGAGAUAUAUUAACGAUCCUUGGGGUUAUGGUUUAGGUUUCAGAUGGUGGAAGGGUGACACCUUGACUAAAGUAUUUGAUUAAAUAUUUUGAUAACGCUAACCCAAUUUUUAGUUUAUUCGAAUAAAUU